GACGUGAUCGUGCUGGGCGCGGGCAUCAUGGGCAGCUGCGCGGCGCACGCGGCGGCGUCCCGCGGCGCAAGCGUCCUGCUCCUCGAGCGCUUCGACCUGCUCCACCACCUCGGCUCCUCCCACGGCGAGUCGCGCACCAUCCGCGACGCCUACGCCAAGGCGCACUACCCGCCUAUGGUCCGCCUCGCCCGCCGCCUCUGGAGCGACGCCCAGGCCGACGCCGGCUACCGCGUGCUCACCCCGUCGCCAAACCUCUGCAUGGGCCCGCGCAGCAACGCCCGGCUCCUCGCCGCCGUCAGGAACGCGGGCGCGGCCGAGGUGGAUGAUGUCGGCGAGAGGUGGGGAGGCGUAUUCCACGUCCCGGACGGGUGGGUGACGGCGGUGAGCGAGCUCGGCGGCGGCGUGCUGAACGCGACCAAGGCGCUCGCCAUGUUCCACACGCUGGCCGUCAAGAAGGGCGCCGUCGUCAGGGACAACACGGAAGUCGUCGGCAUCGUCAAGAAGGAAGGAGAGGACGGCGUCCGGGUGGUGACAAGCAAGGGCGAGGAGUUCCAUGGCGCCAAGUGCAUAGUGACGGUCGGCGCGUGGGCGAGCAAGCUGGUAAAGUCCGUCGCCUUCAUGGAGCUGCCGAUCCAGCCGGUGCAGAAGACCACCAUGUACUGGAAGAUCAAGCCUGGCCGCGAGCACGAGCUCACGGCGGAGGCCGGAUUCCCGACGUUCUCGAGCUACGGCGACACAUUCGUGUACAGCACGCCGUCGCUGGAGUUCCCGGGUCUCAUCAAGAUCAACGACAACAGCGGGUCGCCGUGCGACCCGGACAGCCGAGACUGGGGCUCCGGCGUCGCCGGCGCCGCCGAGCGGGUCGCGCGGUGGAUUCAGGAGUUCAUGCCGGGACAUGUGGAGACCGCCGGCGGGCCGGUCAUCCGGCAGUCGUGCAUGUGCGCCAUGACUCCGGACAAGGACUUCGUCAUCGACUUCCUCGGCGGGGAGUUCGGCCAGGACGUGGUGCUCGGUGCCGGGUUCUCUUGUCACGGGUUCAAAAUGGGGCCAGCGGUGGGGAUCAUCCUUGCCGAGAUGGCCAUCGAUGGCGAGGCGAGGACCGCGGUAGAGGCCGGGGUGGAGCUCCACCAUUUCAAAAUCAACCGGUUCGAGGGCAAUCCCGCGGGGAACACCAACAAGGACUAG
Molecule: messenger RNA, 1185 nt
Organism: Lolium rigidum
Lineage: Eukaryota; Viridiplantae; Streptophyta; Magnoliopsida; Poales; Poaceae
Product: probable sarcosine oxidase
Exons: 1
Coding region: 28-1185 (385 amino acids)
Molecular function (GO): flavin adenine dinucleotide binding; sarcosine oxidase activity
Source: RefSeq, a predicted model, not a curated record